Molecule: messenger RNA, 947 nt
Organism: Durotheca rogersii
Lineage: Eukaryota; Fungi; Ascomycota; Sordariomycetes; Xylariales; Xylariaceae
Product: fungal hydrophobin-domain-containing protein
Exons: 2
Coding region: 179-829 (216 amino acids)
Cellular component (GO): extracellular region
Source: RefSeq, a predicted model, not a curated record
GUCCUUCCUCAAUUCCCAGAUUCCAUCCACCAGCCCAUCGCUACUAACCAGAACAGCAUCGGGAACAACACCCUCCUCCUUCUCCUCCUCAUCACCAUCGUAAUCUUAAUUCCCAGCUCAGUCCAACACCAUCACCUCCCCCAAGUCUUCUACACCCCCACUCCUUAAAUCCACCACCAUGCAGCUCAAGACCCUCCUUCCCAUCGUCCUGGCCGCGCUGGCCGUAGCCAGCCCGGUAGCCAGCCCGAACAAGCACGACGAGAAGCACGACGAGAAGCACGACAAGCACGACCACAAGCACAAGGACAAGCACGAUCCUACCACCACCACCACCUCCCCCACCACGCACGUGGCGUACACAACCAGCACGCCCAAGGUCUACACGACCACGACCAAGCCCAGCUACCCGACUACCACCGUGGCCAAGGCGUACACGACCACGACGAAGGCCAAGUACCCGGCCACGACGCUGAAGACCAAGUACCCCGCGACGACGUCGGCGCCCAAGUACACGACCACGAAGCCCAAGCACGCGGCCUCGACCACCACCGCCACACCGGCCACGGACCCCACGACGACCACCACCACCGAGGAGCCCGCCGAGACCACCAAGAGCAGCAAGCUCCACGGCGCGUGCCCCAUCGGCGCCGGCACCCCCCAGUGCUGCCAGGUCGACGUCGCCGGCAUCCUCGGCUUGACCUGCGGGAGCCCCGGCCUCGACAUCGAGUCCAUCGAGGAGUUCCGGAGCACCUGCGCGGCGACGGGCCUGACCGCGGCGUGCUGCGCGCUGCCGGUACUGGGUCAGGCCCUGUUGUGCACCGUCGCGUGAGCGGUCUGAGACGCUGUUCUAAAUGGUUUAAUUUGGGGAGUUAUGGGUUUGGUGUUCCUGCGGCAGCCCUCGGGACGGCGCAGUAGGCGAGGUUUCUGGCGUGUUGGUGGCGGCGGUG